AUGGAGCCCCUGGCCGGCUCUCGUCCUCAGGCUCCAGAGCCUCCAAAGUUUUGUCCACGUCCACGGCGACGCCGGGGUCCCCGCCGGCAGCCCGCGCCCCCGGGUUUGGGCCGAAGAACGCCGCCGCGGGCACGUGCGGCGCUGCACGCGGAUCCCGGCAGGGGCGCCCCGGCCAGGUCCGCCCGGCUGCGCUUCCCGAGGGGCCGUUUCCGGAGCCCUCCCUGCCGACGGAGGCCCCGGGGCGCACGGGACCGCCGAGCCCCGGCCCUGCCAGCCGCCGCGGGCCGGGGGCCGCACCCCUGCUCACCCUCCAGUCGGCGUGCGCGGCCCGCACCUGCUCCGCGGGGAUCCCGCGCUGCGAGCCGGCCGCGCCGACCUGCCCGGCCCGCGGUCCCCGCGCGCCGGCCCCGCCCCCCGCGCGCCGGCUCCGCCCCCGCGCGCCGGGCCCGCCCCCGUCCGCCGGGCCCGCCCCCGCCCCGCCCCGCGCCGCGCCGGACACCCCGCCCCGAGGAGGCGGCCCGGCCCCGGCGGCCGCGUAGGGAGGCUGGUGGCAUGGGGCAGCCGCCGUUGCCGCCGCACGCACGGUCGUCCCCGGCGAGCCCAGGCGCUGCUCGGAGCGCGGGGGGCCGCGCACGCGGAGGGGGGCGCCUCGGGGCGUGA
Molecule: messenger RNA, 660 nt
Organism: Lepus europaeus (European hare)
Lineage: Eukaryota; Metazoa; Chordata; Mammalia; Lagomorpha; Leporidae
Product: basic proline-rich protein-like
Exons: 1
Coding region: 1-660 (219 amino acids)
Source: RefSeq, a predicted model, not a curated record